Leishmania braziliensis MHOM/BR/75/M2904 is the source of this 4347-nucleotide messenger RNA. RefSeq names its product putative protein kinase. The coding region runs from base 1 to 4347 and encodes 1448 amino acids. Gene Ontology annotation, biological process: protein phosphorylation. The record is from RefSeq and is a predicted model, not a curated record. NCBI's taxonomy places the organism in Eukaryota, Euglenozoa, Kinetoplastea, Trypanosomatida, Trypanosomatidae. Gene Ontology annotation, cellular component: cytoplasm. The transcript has a single exon. Gene Ontology annotation, molecular function: ATP binding; protein serine/threonine kinase activity.
AUGCGAACUUCCGGGGACAGUGGACGUAGGGAAAGCCCAAUAAUAGAUGAAACAAAUACACACCCAACUGUGGCGUGCGUGGAGGCGACACCAACUCUGGGACAGACUUCCUAUGCACCAGGAAUGAAUCAGGUACCUGAGGUCGGUGAGACAGGAAAAGGGCCUUCAUCUAUUCAUCGAAAAAGUCACGGCGGGGUUGCAGGGAGUAUGAUGACUGUGCGUAGCAGAAUCGUUACCUCACAAAACAAUCACUUAUCCGAAGGAAUGGGCCCUCAGCUUGACGCUGAGGGUCCUGACUGCGAGGACUGUGAAAAAUUGGGUGGUUAUGGCGAAACUCAGCAUAGUUACAGCUUGACUAGUCGCUCAUGCAGGAGAUCAGAUAUUAGCAUUGAUGCCUUCCCUCCACAUCGUGAACUAUCUGGGCAUGGGGGUGCGAAAGGUGAACAGGUACAAAUAGAUCCUGAGAAUAUCGAAAAAUCGGCGUCGACUCCUGAUCAAGCCGGCGUUGAUAGCACCCGUGUCUCUAUUGAUUCCUACAAUCAUAAUGCACCGGUAUCCACAGGAGUGGCCUUUUUGACAAAAGCUGAGCCAGUAGUAGUCUCAACAGUGUAUAAUGAGAGGGAUGCUGGGUCAAGAAAGAGCUCUGGUGAGGCGGAGAAGUCCAUGCAGUCGUUGCACCAGCAGCUCUGCCACUUUUCCGCGGGGAAAAAUGCACUGCGCCGCCGAAGCCGUGAUACAUCUCCGACAGCACUAAUUGCUAGCCCUACGGUGCCUGUGGUCCGCGUUGAAGCAGAGUUUCCAGAAAGUGGCUGGGGAGGGGGAUCAGGAUCCGGAGACGUUGCGGAGGUAAAGGUUCCUAAUAGUCUCUCCACUGCUGUUGCUUGCGCAGGCCGGUUGCUGGAUACGAAUCUCGCUCCCAGCGAUGGUGUCACAACUAACACGCGUGAGAGUGCUAGUCGUAGUCGACGAAGUGCCCAGUUUUUGAGCGAGGUGCUGGGGUCAAGUGAAAAGGCUCUGGGGGCCUUCUCCACGAGACGUGAGGGUGGAAGUGGCAACAUGGACAGUGCAGCAGCAGUUUCAAAUCCCCUUCAUCAUCAUAACAACACAAGUCGGAGAAGUGACACUAGGUCCACUAGCGACACCCACUACGCGUAUGGUAAUGGAGUGACCGGAACACAAAGCAGUGGAGCACGAAGAGAAUUGCCUGCGCGCAGUGUAGAGAAUCUUGCCGGGGGAAGUAGGGGUCAGUACCAUACAGACGGUCUUGCAGAUUGGCGUUCAUUUGGCAGUUAUCGUGGUGAACUAGAGUGGCUCUGCGUACCUUCUUUGUUCUAUCUUUUUGCCAACAUCAUCAAGUGGAAUGAGCUGCGACUGCAGCGCCAAUCGUCUCGAACCUCUCUCGAGGAGAACCGCGCCCGGUUAAGUGAUGCGUCGUUCUCCCUUGUCUCAAAUUGGACUCCAAAUCGCGAGCAAGAGCUCUAUAUGCUGGAGGAUCGCAUAAGUUUCUCCGUUUUCGAGUUGAAAGGAGUGUACUUGAACCCGCUCUUGGUGAGGUGGUCGAAGCCGAAGCUCCGCUCACUUGUUGCAGAUGUUGCGUUAACCUGGGAAAAGGAAGGCCCUUACAGUGCCGCGUUCGACCGUGUUUCAUCACGGCUUUUCGACGCCAUCUCCACAGAACAGGCUUGCCAGCUUCGCAGCACCUGUUUGUUUUUGGUGCGACAGUGGCUGGGAAGCGCACAACACCGAUGUGCUGUCACGUGCGUCUUGAUAGGUUUGCUCAUUGUUUCGAUUCUCUGCAUUAUUUUUCUUGCGGUGUUUGGCCGCCCACAAGUCAUCGUCUGCAUUGUGCUUUCGGCGAUGCUCAGUGUAGCGGUGGCUUUGAUGUACGCGGUUGCCGUGUUCGUAUUGCAUCACAACACGUAUGCAGACGCGGCUGCAAAGUACUUCCGCGAGGAGGUGGUAUGCGCAGCGCAGAAAAAGAUGGAGGAGGAGGAAAGGGAGGAGGAGGAGGAGGAAAGUGGAAGCGGCUGCGGCCACGGUGGUGCGGCGAAGACACCUCGGGACGCGGCAGGGACCAGUGGCAGGGGUUACACAGCAGACAAUGACGACAUGGAUGCCAAUGAUGAGUACAUGGAGGAUGAAACCUCUCUGGUGGUGCGCAACCUGCGAGCCCUGACCGAAGGCAGUACCUACCCGGUUGCUAACGCACCACCCUACUACCGCCUGUCGGAUCGGCCUCACAGUGGAAAGCAUGGCAGUGACGGUGCAGGGGACGCGCUCGAAGAUGAUAUGACGCUGGGGGAUGAGAACUACGCCUUCCUGACCACCCGUUCUUUACAGGCUGGUGGCACAGCCAAGCAGCGGUUUGAGGGGUAUCGUGAAAAAACGCCUCUGCUGGGUUGCGUGGCCUUCGAGCAGCAUCAGGCGCACAUGGGUCAGCACGCGUCUCACAGGGCGCAGGCGUGCAUGAGCACAACGCAGGUGCUGCGGCCUACGGAGCAAGCGAUGGCCAGCAGCACCAGUGGCGCCACCGGAGCGCAGGCGAGGAAGAAGACUGCUGACAGCUGGGGAAACGACAGUCAGGGGGAGCUUACUCGAGGAGGGCGUGAUGACGCAAAGGGUGUGAUGCAGAGGCAACCGCCGCUGCUGAAACUCUCUGAGUUGCCUGAGAACUUCAAGGUAACGGCGCUGCUGUUUUGCGGGAAUGUGGGGAUGCUUUCGCAAGUGGCACCAUCGCUGUGGGAACGCAAUUUUGUGCUGGCGCGCGUCAGCAGCUUUCAAACGCUUGACAGCACGUUCAAGCACGGCUCCGAGCGCUUCAAGGUAAUACUAAUCCAUGCCCCAGAUGUGCCAGAGGGUUCUGCAGCGUUGGAGACGGCGCUUUCGUGGCUACAAGUGGAGAAGCGGCCCGUCUUUUUCUUCUCCUGCUCACCGGCAGCGUACCCGGUCAGUGUGCCAUUCUCCUCCCGCCUGCUGGUGCCGUUUUCCACCACUGUUCUCAACGCUCUCUUCCAGGCGGGCAUCGGGGUGGAGUCGGAGCUCAGUUCUCUCUCGUUCCCGGUGCCUCAGCAGGAGCAGGAGCGGCAAGGGCGGCAGUCCCCAUCGCAGCCUUUUCAGGUUCCACCGUACACUCUCGGCCGCAGGCUCGGUGGAGGCGCAUUUGGUAACGUGUUCGAGGCAGAGAUGGAGCACACAGGAGCCAAGUGCGCAGUGAAGCGGAUGUACUUGAAGGAGGAGUCGAACGAAGAUGAGGAGCAGCAGGUGCAGCCAGGGUACAGCAGAGUCGCUGGGGCUUGUGUAGGCAGCACUGGGCCCCUUGCAGCAGGCGCAACCUUCGCGGGGUCUCCCGGGGCGGCAGGGGUGGGGGAAGAGACGGGUGAAGGAGCCACUGCGGUCGGCUCACAGCUGCGUGACAUUGCCCAGGAGGUGGAGAUUAUGAGUUCACUGCAGCAUCCCAACAUUGUGCGAUACUACUACUGCGAACGCGACGACAACUGCAUCUCCAUCUUCAUGGAGCUCUGUACUGGCGGCUCGCUGAGCUCGUUGAUUCACAGCGGAAAGCUGGUGAACCCGCCCGAGAUCAAACACCUACUGCGAGAGAUCAUCAGUGCCGUUUCCUAUCUGCACAACAUGCGGAUCGUGCAUCGGGACUUGAAGCCGGACAACGUCCUCUUUCGCCAGGGGCACGUUAAGAUUACGGACUUUGGCACGGCGGUGCACAAACAUGGUGGCGGCCUGCGACUUAUCAGAGGCACGUUCGCGUACAUGGCUCCUGAGAUCUUGGUGGGGGAUCCGUAUGGGCGCGCCUGUGAUGUGUGGUCUAUCGGCUGCAUCGCUGCCGAGGUGCUGUCGGUGGAGUUACCGCAGCAUGCGCUGGGGCUUCCAGAGAUGUGUGAGUACUAUCGUGCCAUGAGCGAGAACAGUGAGCUGGCCAUUGAAUGCGACGUACCCGGCGUACGCGAUUUCCUCCUCGCUUGUCUGCAGCGCAAUCCCAACGAGCGUAGCACGGCAGCGAGGCUUUUCUACCACCCCAUCCUGCAAGCCCGCGACACCUCCAUUCAUGACUGGAUGGUGGAGGUGGUGGCGCGUCGCCAUCGCACACAGCAGCAGCAGCAGCAGCAAGCGUUUCACCGCAACGGACUUGGCAGCCGCAUGGGUGGCAGGCCAGGCGGGUCUGGUGGUAAUCACCAAGCCAGCUCCAAUGUACCGAACAAUAACGAGGGCAUGAGGUGUGUAAGUGCCGGUGUCGACUUCGACUUGCACUCUGGCGGCGGAAGUGCCCAAUCGCUCGACUCGUCAAAGCUGAUAGGACAGCAAUCGUCGCCUGACUCAAAACUUACCGAGUAG